CUAAAGCCAAAGGGGAAUUUCAUGACUACUGUCGAUCGAAAGACGACUUUUUGGGCUGUUAUAUUGGGAUAGCACCAAACAUUAGGAGAAUAAUAUUUCUAAAAGCUUCUUGUACAGGAUAGUUGACUACCAGUAUACCUGCUAGUUUGUCUGCAGGACCUGCAUAAUACCCUUCAGAGAACAUUUACUUUCUGAAAAUGGAAUCAUGCAGUUGGUUGGGUGUAGCAGGUGUUUUUCUGAUGCUUUGUCUCCAACUUGUACAUGGAAAAAAAGUGGAUAUGAUUUCAAAGUGCCAUGGAAAAUACCACAGUGAGCCGAUUGAAUUGAGUAGUAGUGAUAUCGCUGAAGUGAAUAUUGAUGGUUCCAACUGGUGGACUGGACACACCUGUGUAUUGACUUUCAAAGCUGAUGAUACGUAUGAUGACCUUAAGUUGAAGUUCAUCAAGUAUAAUUUGCAUGACUGUGAUGUCAAGUUCCAGGUUUAUACGUCACUUACAGGCUUGUUUCCUUCAUCAGGUCAUGAAAGUACCUACUCCUGUUCAAAUGCACCACUUUUGAACUGGCAAUCAACCAAAAAUAGAUAUGUGAGGCUCAAACUUUCAAGAGGUCGUAACUUCAAUAGGGAUUUCAGCAUUUCUCUUGAGCUAAGUGUUGAAGAUUAUACUUUCAGUCCUUCAUCAAAUUCCACUGUUGGGUUGGACUUUUCAGCAGUUAUCGGAGUGAUUGUUGUGGUGGUUGUGUCGGCCAUCGUGUUCACCAUUAUAGUUGUCUGGUGUUGUUGUAUAAGGUCGAGAAGGUCAUCAGGAACAGUGCUUCGCCAAAAUUACCAAGCAGCUCCUGUGACAACAUCAAACAACCCCAACACAACACAUCACUUUGUGCCUCAACCACAGGGUAUACAACCAUCAGCUCCUUAUCCAACAUUACCAGGAGGCCAUGCUCUGGGCAACUACCCCUAUGGCUAUGGUUAUCCCCAAGGUGUAGCUGUUCCCCCAGCGUACCUGCCCACAGCCCCUGUGGGCUACCCUGUACAGCCCCCAGGGUACCCUCAACAAGCAACCCAGCCAGGCAUAAUAGAACCAACAGCCCCGCCACCAGUGACUGAACCACCACCUCCUUAUCCAGGGCCAGAGUCUACCCCAUUAAAGGGAUACUAAAAGGAGGGGGAGGUAAUCAUUGCCUGUAUAAGUUAAAGGGACAUACCGCCUAAAGAAAUUCAAACAUUUUGAGGUGGUUCAACUAAAUACAAAAGUGAGUUACAUUUGACUCCAAACUAAAUCUCCUGGAUCUAUAUUUUCUGACAAAAUGUCAAUUAAGAGAGUUAUAACGGGAAAACAAUCACUUGUUUAAACUGUCCACCUGACAAGGUAACAGGGCAAUGAGACAGCGCAAAGAUUCCCACAAUGCAGGUGUGGGUCGCACAAGUAAACAAUACGAUAGAUUAAAAGCGAAUUAUGAGUGUAGUAAACCAAAUGUAAUAUCUUUUCUAUUGAUAAUGUUUCAUACGGUAUUCGUAAUUCCCCAGCGAUUUGUAUGGCAAAACUGAAGUUACAUGGCAGUUCAAGUUCGCUGAACAUCUGCUGGCAUCGAGACAACAAGGGGAGGUAACUUACAAAAAAAAAUCAGUCACUCGAGUCACUCAAAUACAGUGACUCGAGUGAGUUGAUGGUCAAAGGAAAACCCCAAAUAAAACUGAACAUUCGACAUUUGGAAGUCUUAACUUUAUGUAGAUGUCUAAAAUAACAGCGCAACGGCGGUGGUAUGCCCCUUUAAGGACAAUGAACGCAUGAAGGGAAUUCUAAAUAGAUGACACAUUUGAAUACUGUUACAGGUGUUAACUUCUGUGAAAAGGAUAACCCGUCCUUGUAAAAGCUGUUGAUUAAAGUGAUAAUUACCUGACUAUUAGUAAGCUUAAUACAGUCUUAGCUGACAACCCGUUUUGCAUAGGUGUUCCAUUCAAGUUGAAAUUGCCCUUUUUCAGGAAUCCAGGUUUGAAUGAUAGGAUCUGGUAGUAGUUUUAAAUUGUAAGGCCAGCAAUAGCAAUGCUUGUGGUACAUGUAUGUACCCUAAUUAUAUAUCUUUUUCAACAGCCUCUGCAACCAAUAUUUUGAAAUAGAGACAACUGUGGAGUGUAGAGGAAUAAAUUGCGCAGUUUUUUGAAGCUUACAUUUAAUGAUGCAAACAAAUUGUUUUGGCCUCAUUUUCAUUACAAUCGUAUUCAUGAAGUCCACUGAAAAAAUUGCUUCAGUUGAAAAAGCUGAAGACUUACAGUGCAUACAUGCAUCCAGAGUUACAUUUAUAGGCAAUGUUGUUCUGCUCAAACUCAACAAAGGUGUGAAUCUCUGUUCAGAUUUUGAUUUGAACUUUUCCACUAUAAUGUUAAUGUAUGAUAUACUGUUUUGGCCACAAGUAUCCAUGUAUUUCAUACACAUCUAGGAAGCCUUUAGUGAUUUGACUUGACUCGUUGUACACUUUGAUAUCACCUUUGAUACGUAAGCCCUGGCAAUAAACUCCUUAUUGCAAAUUUGAAGUAUGGUUACAGGUUAAAACUUGCAUGUAUUUAAUAUUGAGAUUGUGUGUAAGAAAGUUUAUUGUUUAUGUUUUCUAGAUUAUUGCUUUGUUUAUAAAAUGUUUUAUUGUUACACCAGUUUUCUGUUGGGGUAAAUAGUGAUGGUGGAAAGACUGUUUUAUCAUAGCUUUAUGUAUGGCUGUUCAUUUGUAUCAGUACAUUUGGAAACUGGUUUUCAUAGGGUCUAAUAACAUUAAACCCCAAGCACUCACUCAUUCAUAGGGUCUAACAGCUUUAUAAGGUGCAGUAUUGGUAUGGAAUACCAUUUAGGCAAGUGGUAUAAUCUUCAGGUAUUAUUCAACACAGUUGAAACUUUUGUGUUUUUACUUAUGAUAACUUACUAUAAAGACAAGGCUUUAUUGCUAUAGAUGGACUGUGAUUCACAUUGCAUCCAUGUUGGACAUCUGUUGUGAUCUUACUCAGCAAAGGAAAUCAUGUAUCUGACCUGAAAAUGUUGAACAUAUUGGUAAGAACAUGCUGAUUCUGGAAUAGCAGCGAGUGACCUUUGUUGUCUUAAUGUAACUCACUUUCCAUGGGUAAAUGUGCAAACCGCUAUCAUGUCUCUACUGUAUGAACCUAAAGACUUUGGAAGCAGCAAUGCAUGAUACACAUGCUGAGCACAAUUUGGUAUUUAAUGGUGGUUGUCAUAAAGCCAUGUAACAUCACUAAGGUUUCGUAUGAAUACAUUGACAUUUACAUGUAACAAAGAUGAAUGAAGCUUAACUUGAUCAAUGUAAAACCUUUAAAGUAUAACAUUGAAACGUAAUAAGUACUUUUCUUAAAUUUUACAGAUUCUCAAUUUCACAUGUACAAAAGUUUGAUUGGUGGUAUUUUUACGCAACUUACAUGUAGUAGUCUUUUUUUUUAAUUAUGGCACAAUGGGAUUUUAAAACAUUCUCCUUGAAACACUGAUUUGUUGAUACUAAGUACUAAGUCAGACUAGGGUUCAGCUUGUAUUCUUUCAUUUAAAUGUGUUGAGAUUGGGUCACAUGUUAAUUCACUCUAAACUGAAAAAAAUCACUGGUGAUCAAAGACCUUGCUUAUUAUCAUUGUAAAUUUGUAUUUGCAGCUGAACACAAUUGAUUACUUGAUCAUGAUAUGAUUUGAAAGGCUAUUAUCAAUGGAUAGUACAGCUGCCCUGUUACCUCCUUAGGGCAAAAUGGAAAAAUGUUACAGUACCACUGUCCACAUUAGCUAGUGGUACUGUACUGACAGAACUAUUAGUUAUUUUUACUGCUUUGAACUGAUUCUCACAGCCAUAUUGACGAUUGGCACUGCUUAAUAUGGCUGUACUGACACAUAUAUUGGCUACUUGAAUUAAAUUGCAAAAAAAGAUGGUUUUUGAUCAGCACAACCUGGCCAUUUAUGUUUGUGCUAAUAUACAACUUUCCAUGUUUAUAGUCUUUAUGUCAAAAACUGUAUAGUGUUUUUUUUAGCAUACAGGGCCUUUUUGUUUGAUAUUCUCUUUAUACUCAUAGUCUCGUAAUAAUAAUGGAGAAUUAAAGCCUUUUGAUGCACAUGCUGGGACCUUCGUGCAUAAAAUAAAGUUAUUACUCACUUGGUGAAGAUCCCAGCAUGAAGAUUGAAAGCAAGUGUAAACAUUUACAUUUUUAUUAUUUGUUUGAUUUUACUUUGCAUUUAUGUACAUUAAUAUCACUUACUAGUGGACAGUAUUCCCAAUUGGAGAAGUUAAAUCGAUGUGUGUUAUUUUUGGAUGUGCGCUGAUAUUGGUCUGUACCUUCAUUGUAAAACAGAUUAUUUUUGGAUCAGCAGAUAGUCACAGUUAUCUGGUAUAUAGAAUUUAUUGUGUGUAAAUUUGCACACCUCCCCUGUAGUGGAGUACAAAGAGAGUAAUUAUUUGAAGAUACAGUUACGUUUUUUCAUAGCAUACUCUACCCCUAAAAGGUCAGAAAAAUCUUGGCAUCUCUUGAAAGGCACACUUUUCUACGCCUGUCCUGUUUUUGAUUGUUCCCAAUAGAUAGGCAGACCUUUGAAGUGGUAAGAUUCAUUUGUCUCCAUAUUGUAGUCUCUGUUAACAGUAUUGCUUCAUUUUUUUGGAUAGGGAUAUCCUUUUGUGUGUCUUAUUAAUGUAUGUUAUUGUUAAUUACUUUUGAUUACUAUCACAAGGAAUCUGUGUUUCAUUUUUAUCACUUUAGUCAUAUAGUGAUCAAAAUGUCUAUACAUGCAAUUCUGUCUCCUAUAUUAUGUGAUUGAACACAGUUUUUACCAACUUGGUGGGAUUGAUUGACAUGAUUGACAUAGUAUACAGAUGUACAUGUGCUGUAGAAGUUAUUUUGCUACUCUUCAUGUACAGAGUUAUCACCCUUUGUAAACAUUUUUCCAAAGACUUUAACGAAACUUGGCAGAUCUGUUGGGGAUGAUAUUUAGGUCUGCAUGAGGUUUUUCAUGGGGUUCCAUGCCAUGAAUUAUCCUUCAAGUUAUCUUGAAAAUAAAAUUUGGAUCUGAAAUGAGAGCUUGCCAAAGCAGCUUCUAAAAUUAUCCAUGAAUUUUUAUGAAACUUAGUGUUAGGGACAAUAUAGUGAAAUGUACAGUAGGUGGCUUUUUGUGGUUUUGUUCCAUGAAUUAUUUUCCAAGUAAUGAUAUGAGACCUUGUCAGUGGGACGAAUACUGUGCAGCCUUACCAUAUGUUGAUAAAAGCCUCCAGACAAAAAAUUACUUGAUGUAUUGGUAUACUGGUGUAGGUUUACAAGCAAUUUGUCAUCGUGUAUUAUUGUUGUUCCAAAGGAAAGCAAAAUAUACAAUGGGUUCUUUUUUAAGUGACGUAAAAUUAGACCGCAGUAAUGCACAUACAAACCGUACACAUACAAGCACAACCACACAUAAAGGUUAUGUAUGUUAUAUUCUGUCUACUUGUAGUUGGCUGACACUGACGAUAUUUUUUAUGCAUGAGAAAUUUUUCUUUCAUAAUAUAUCUUGGGAAAUACAGGUAAAGUAAUCUCCUUAAAUGGUUCAUGUAAAAUAUGUAUAAUUUGGUUGGUACUGUCAUUGGUCGCAAAUAAUUACUUUAAAAGCACUUGUCAUAUUAUUCUCUCUAAAUGUAGGUACAGUAUCCUUCUACCCACUGACCUAAAUAUCAGUUGAUUUUGUUUGAUACAAACUUAGGAAGAUAUCAGUAAGUAUUAAGACUGUUAUUAAAAUAAUGACGGACCCUCACUGGAAGAAGAGCUUAUUGGAUUCUCUAGUAGCCCAUGACUGAUGAGAUUGUGAGUUCAGUUGAUUCAGCUGUAGCUCUUUGCAUUUAUGAGAUACCCAGUACCAUACAAAAUAUGGAGAUUUGCCACGUAUAGCAUGUUUUCUCCACCAGUAAAUGCGGCUGUCAUUAUUAUAUGUUAAUGUAAGCAUUAUCAAGUACUCUAUGGUGUAAAACGCCAAUCAAAUAUGCAGUAAAAGCAUGAAAGAACAAGUUCGUUUUUCUUCUUUAUUGUAAUAUAUUUGUUUAUUCUUCGAUAAAUGUCAACUACGAUGUUUUUCUUUUCGAUGUUUAUGGAUGUCUUGUAAAGAUCAUGUAUAGCGCAAGAGGAAAUAAAUCUGUUUUGUAAGUAUUAGCGUCGGUUUCAUUGUAUGUUUUCUGCGGAGAAAGAACGCUCAGAAUUUUGAAUGUCUACUGCGUACAUGUAUCUUAUGUGCACGCAGAAUAAUAAAUUACGAAAUUUUGAAAGGCCAGAUC
Liolophura sinensis is the source of this 6257-nucleotide messenger RNA. RefSeq lists its product as uncharacterized. The record is from RefSeq and is a predicted model, not a curated record. The coding region runs from base 198 to 1157 and encodes 319 amino acids. NCBI's taxonomy places the organism in Eukaryota, Metazoa, Mollusca, Polyplacophora, Chitonida, Chitonidae. The transcript has 6 exons.